Messenger RNA from Zea mays, 784 nucleotides. Its product is annotated as nuclear transcription factor Y subunit B-4. Lineage: Eukaryota; Viridiplantae; Streptophyta; Magnoliopsida; Poales; Poaceae. Gene Ontology annotation, molecular function: DNA-binding transcription activator activity, RNA polymerase II-specific; protein heterodimerization activity; RNA polymerase II cis-regulatory region sequence-specific DNA binding. Gene Ontology annotation, cellular component: CCAAT-binding factor complex. Gene Ontology annotation, biological process: regulation of transcription by RNA polymerase II. The coding region runs from base 1 to 534 and encodes 177 amino acids. The transcript is spliced from 6 exons. The record is from RefSeq and is a predicted model, not a curated record.
AUGUCGGAGGUGGAGGCCAACGCCGGCGGCGGGGGAAAGAAGCAAGACCGAUUCCUGCCUGUCGCCAACAUCGGGCGCAUCAUGCGCCGCGCGGUGCCGGAGAACGGAAAGAUCGCUAGGGACGCCAGGGAGUCCAUCCAGGAGUGCAUCUCCGAGUUCGUUAUUUUUCAUCUCUGCAGGGCGAGUGACAAGUGCGUCAAGGAGAGGCGAAAGACCAUCAACGGUGACGACAUCAUCUGGUCCUUGGGUACGCUCGGCUUCGAGGAAUACGUUGAGCCCCUCAAGAUCUACCUCAACAAAUACCGGGAGACAGAGGGUGACACAAAGGGUUCAAAGUCUUCUGAUCAGAAUGGAAAGAAACAGAUGUUACCCAAUGGUGAACUUGGAUCAUCGGUAAUAUUUACUUUCUGGUUGCAAAACUGCCACCAAAUAACCCUCUUCCUAAUCUGUUACUUCACAUCUCCUCUUUCUAAAAUAGGACUAAGUACAACAACAUGGAGCCGGAUGCUAUUGAUUUCUUUGGGGAAUGUAUGAAUAGUCCCCAAAAUGGUCGUACUCCGCUUGCAAAUGAGAUAUAUGAGCAAAUGGUUGCAGAGAAGGAAAGAGAGCUAGAAGAAGGAGAAGCACAAAAGUCACCCUCCAAGAUUGUUGCUGAUAGUCUCAGCCAGAUCAGUCGCUCAUCCACCUUCCUUCCAAACAUUGGUGUCUGUUUGAAUGCUUCAAACCUUUGUGGUGGAACCUUUGUAUGUUUGAACCUCUGUUGUGGAAGAACUAGUGUGUUGGA